AUCACACAAAAAACAUAUAGCAAGUGCCCAGAUCACUUCUCUCUUCUCUUGUUUGCUUUCUAAAAAGUCUUGUUUUCGAGUUUUCUGAAAGUACAUAGUAACUCACUAGUACUACAAUGGCUAGCUCAGCAAUAAUGCUUAAGGUGGCUUGUGUGGUAGUACUCAUGUGCAUGGUGGUGACUGCACCACAAGCGGAGGCGGCCGUAACAUGUGGUAUGGUGGUAACGAGCUUGACCCCUUGCCUCGGCUACCUGAGGAGCGGUGGUCCAGUGCCAGCCCCGUGCUGCAGCGGGAUUAAGUCGCUCUACAGUGCCGCUAGCACCCCAACUGACCGCCAGACUGCUUGCAGAUGCAUGAAAUCAGCUGCUACCAGUGUCCCCGGUAUCAGCAUGGCCAAUGCUUCUGGCCUCCCUGGAAAAUGUGGUGUCAACAUUCCCUACAAGUUCAGCCCCAGCACUGACUGCGCCAAGGUGCACUGAGGUUGAUGCACAAGUGAGUCACUGCCACCAGAUUCCAGUACGUAUAUAGUGUGUGAAUAAGGGAUGGGCACCCGAGUCCUCGUAGGUUUCCAGUUGAGCGACCCACCAGUUUCCAAUAGCAGUGUGUCAUGUAGUUGGUGUUUGUAUGCAGUGACCUUUGUAUCUUUUUAUAUCUAAUGAAUCUAUCCCAGUCUUUGUUUGUUUGUU
This is a messenger RNA of Cornus florida, 686 nucleotides long. RefSeq names its product non-specific lipid-transfer protein 1-like. NCBI's taxonomy places the organism in Eukaryota, Viridiplantae, Streptophyta, Magnoliopsida, Cornales, Cornaceae. Gene Ontology annotation, molecular function: lipid binding. Gene Ontology annotation, biological process: lipid transport. Gene Ontology annotation, cellular component: membrane. The transcript is spliced from 2 exons. The record is from RefSeq and is a predicted model, not a curated record. The coding region runs from base 117 to 479 and encodes 120 amino acids.